AUGUAUUCUAUCAAUGGUGCUCCUUUUCAAAGGUCUCAACAUCCUCAUGCUACCUCCUGCCGGCACUUCCACCUUGCCCCCCAGCCCCAGAUCUCCGCAGACUUCCCCCUGCCUCAUGCCGUCCAGCCUCACCUCGCAGCCGCUCACCAGCACAACAGCCCGCUUCACUCGUCGCUGCCAACUUUACCUACCCUGCCAUUCCAGGAUGUGACGGGACCUCCGUUCCUACCUCAAGCCCUUCACCAGCAAUAUCUCCUCCAGCAGCGGCUCCUCGAGGCUCAACACCGCAGGUUCAUAUCCCAUCCCAGGCGGACUCAGGAGCCCAUGUCUGUCCAACCUCAUCGGUUACAUCCAAGCUUUGAAUUUGGCCAUCAACUGCAGACUCCCCGCACCGUGGCGCCCCAACCUAGAUAUUUAGCUGAAGGAACAGACUGGGAUCUGAGUGUCGAUGCUGGUCUCAGUCACAACCAGUUCCAGGUCAGGCCAGUUCCUCAACAUUAUCAGCAUUAUUUAGCUCCACAAAGGAUGCAUCAUUUUCCCCAGAAUACAUCCUCAACACAAAUGGUUGUCCACGAAAUCAGAAAUUACCCUCAGUUUCAGCUGCUUGCUCUUCAGGGACUGAAUCCAAAUCGGCACACAUCUGCCGUGCGAGAAAGUCAUGAGGAGUUGUUGCAGCUAGAAGACAGGUUGGGAAGUGUGAGUAGAGGAGCUGUGCAAAACACCAUCGAACGGUGCACUUUCCCACACAAAUACAAGAAGCGAUGGCCGCAGGAAGACAAGACAGAAAAGGAAGAAGGGGAAGAGUCAGAUACUGAUGAGAAGUGCACAAUCUGUCUCUCAAUGCUUGAAGACGGCGAGGAUGUGAGGCGAUUGCCAUGUAUGCAUCUCUUCCACCAAGUGUGUGUCGACCAGUGGCUGGCAAACAGUAAGAAAUGCCCCAUCUGCCGAGUGGACAUUGAAACACAGCUCGGGUCGGACAGCUGAAAUGAACCGC
Messenger RNA from Thamnophis elegans (Western terrestrial garter snake), 994 nucleotides. It is a transcript of the gene ARK2C, whose product is annotated as ring finger protein 165. Gene Ontology annotation, molecular function: zinc ion binding; ubiquitin protein ligase activity. The coding region runs from base 1 to 984 and encodes 327 amino acids. Gene Ontology annotation, biological process: positive regulation of BMP signaling pathway; motor neuron axon guidance. The transcript is spliced from 8 exons. The record is from RefSeq and is a predicted model, not a curated record. NCBI's taxonomy places the organism in Eukaryota, Metazoa, Chordata, Lepidosauria, Squamata, Natricidae.